Xenia sp. Carnegie-2017 is the source of this 1654-nucleotide messenger RNA. Its product is annotated as deoxynucleoside triphosphate triphosphohydrolase SAMHD1-like. The transcript has 2 exons. Lineage: Eukaryota; Metazoa; Cnidaria; Anthozoa; Malacalcyonacea; Xeniidae. Gene Ontology annotation, biological process: dGTP catabolic process; regulation of innate immune response; defense response to virus. Gene Ontology annotation, molecular function: dGTPase activity. The coding region runs from base 216 to 1091 and encodes 291 amino acids. Gene Ontology annotation, cellular component: nucleus. The record is from RefSeq and is a predicted model, not a curated record.
AACUUAUCAAAGGUAAAGACCCCAACAAAGAAGACGAAAAGGUAGAAAGGAUAUGUCCAUUUACAGGUCAACCAAAAUGGUUUCUUUAUGAAAUCGUGUCAAACAAACGAAAUGGUAUCGACUGUGACAAGUUUGAUUAUUUUGCCCGUGACUGCGCUAAUGUUGGAGUGAAAUGUACUUUUGACCAUCGACGCUACUUUCAAAAUGUUCGCAUCAUGUCUAACCCUAAUAACCAACAACUUCAGAUCUGUGUACGCGACAAAGAGGUGUUUAACUUGUAUGAAUUAUUCCACACCCGUUGGUCCCUCCAUCACAGAGUUUACAAGCACAAAACUCAGGCACCAAUAGAAGACCUGCUAUAUAAGGCGUUCAAGAAAGUUGACAAAGUCAUGAAAAUUUCCGAAUCAGUGGAAAAAGCCAAAAAAGAAAAAAAUAUGAAGCAAUAUUCUGUUUUAACAGAUAGCAUUCUCUACGAUAUACUGCGAAACAGGGACCCUGAUUUCGCAGACGCAAAGAAGAAGAUAAGACGCAUACAAAAACGAAAGCUGUACAAAUUUUGCGGCCAAAGCUCUCUAAAAUCAAAUGACGACAAAAAAAGUAAACUACAAUCGAAGUUCGAAUCUCUCUGCGAAAUAAAAAUUGCCGAAGACUUGGUUAACUUAUCGGAAGGAGAGUUGAAAAGAGAAAAUAUAUUUGUUUCAAAAGUAACGAUCAAUUUUGGAAUGAAGGGUAAAAAUCCAGUUGAGGCUGUGAUGUUUUUCGAUAAAUCUCAACGCAAACCAUUUGAAAUAAAGAGAGAACAAGUAAGUGAAAUGUUGCCACGAAGUUUCCAGGACAGAUAUAUCAGAGUUUACGCAAAAGAAUCCGAAAGCGAAGAGGAAUCCGAAAGCGAAGAGGAAUCCGAAAGCGAAGAGGAAUACGAAAGCAAAGAGGAAUCCGAAAGAGAAGAGGAAUCCGAAGGAGAAGAGGAAUCCAAAAGCGCAGAAAAAAACCAAAACGCAGAACGAAUGGAAAAGCUGAUCGAACAUAUCAAAGAUUCCUUCGAGAAUUGGUGCCAAGAAAAUGGCUUUGAAAAACCUUUUGGAGGAUAAAGAAAGACAUUUUGAUGUCAUUAUCACAGAAUAAUGAUUGUCACAGAAUAAGGGUCACUCAGGUGUACAUAGCGCGUCCUCAUUUCGGCCAUUAUUCCAGCCAGAUGAUUAGGGUUUAUAACUUGUUUUCAACCAUCAUAAUUACAUUACUUCAUUAUUGAAUAAUGAAUUUGAGAUUAAGAAAAGACUUUCGGAUAAUUGCAAAGGUUGAGAGCGAGUAAAAAACCCUUAUCAACCGGCUGGACAAAAACAUCAAGGUUCCAACACGAGUGACCCUUCUGUAUAUUUCUAUUCUGUGUCGUUGUUAAGUAGCUCUGAUUUAAAAUUGUACUUAAUAUAAUUUUUCCAUAACUUAAUCACAAGAACGUAUCCAGAAUUCAAAACACCAAUCAUCAUGUAUUUAAUGCAAACAUUGCACUUAAAACAGUAAAAGUAUAAAAAAAUGUAAAAGAUCGAAGCACAAGUGAAACAUAGGGACGAACGACAUCUCAACGUUUGUCAUUUGUAGUUUAUGUUAAAUAAGCACAAAUCGUAUUAAAUUCAAUAAAAUGAUUCAACAAGUA